AUGAGUGGUGGAUUUUCAUCAUCUGGUUCGUAUAGUAAUCAAGCUAAAGAAGGUACAGAAGAUAUUAAUGGAAGUGAAUUUUCUACUGGUGGUAAUUAUUCACGUGGCAUGUCAUCAUCUGGAUCAGAAACUAAUCAAGCAGAUAAAAAAUGUAUCAAUGAAAAUGAUGUUGGAGGACGAAUACCUAGAACAACUAUUCAUACCAAAUUUUAUCAUUAA
This is a messenger RNA of Adineta steineri, 219 nucleotides long. The record is from the annotation of a GenBank genome assembly. Lineage: Eukaryota; Metazoa; Rotifera; Eurotatoria; Adinetida; Adinetidae.